Molecule: messenger RNA, 849 nt
Organism: Arabidopsis arenosa
Lineage: Eukaryota; Viridiplantae; Streptophyta; Magnoliopsida; Brassicales; Brassicaceae
Source: the annotation of a GenBank genome assembly
AACGAAACGAACUUAGACAGUUAGUUUCUAAAUUUGUCGGAAAAUGGAGGAUAUUGUCGACCAAGAAUUCAGCAAUUACUGGGAACCUAACUCCUUCCUCCAUAACGAAGACUUCGAAUACGACAGAAGCUGGCCUUUGGAGGAAGCUAUUUCUGGGUCGUAUGAUUCGAGUUCGCCGGAUGGGGCUGCUUCGUCGCCGGCUUCUAAGAAUAUUGUGUCGGAGAGAAACAGAAGACAGAAACUUAACCAGAGACUCUUCGCUCUUCGAUCAGUUGUUCCCAAUAUCACUAAGAUGGAUAAAGCAUCAAUAAUCAAAGAUGCUAUUAGUUACAUAAAAGGAUUACAAUAUGAAGAAGGGAAACUCGAAGCCGAGAUCAGAGAACUUGAAUCUACACCAAAGAGUAGCCUUAGUUUCAGCAAAGAUUUUGAUCGUGAUUUACUUGUUCCUGUCACAUCCAAGAAGAUGAAGCAGCUUGAUUCUGGUUCUUCCACUUCUCUCAUCGAACUUCUCGAAUUGAAGGUAACAUUCAUGGGAGAGAGGACAAUGGUGGUGAGUGUAACAUGUAAUAAGAGGACAGAUACAAUGGUGAAACUGUGUGAAGUCUUUGAGUCUUUGAAUCUCAAAAUCCUCACUUCCAAUCUCACCUCUUUCUCUGGCAUGAUCUUCCACACUGUCUUUAUUGAGGCGGAUGAAGAAGAACAAGAGGUGUUGCGGUUAAAAGUAGAAACAGGAAUAGGAGCUUAUAAUGAAACUCAAAGCCCCACUUUGAGCAUCGACUCUCUUUACUAAUAACUCUUUUUUUGUCCUUUUGAAUUCUCUCUUUACAAUAAUAUACAUGUCUCAUUUCA